AAAGCUGAUGAAAUUACAAUCAGAGAAAUACAAAAAAAUUGGAUCCUUCAUAAUAUUUCAUAAACUUGAACUUGGAAAAAAAAAAAAACAAAAAAAUGGCUUCAAAGUUGAACCCAGCGUAUGCGUAUACAGUUUUGUAUGUGAAAGACGUUGAAAAGGCCGUUGCAUUUUAUUCCAAAGCUUUUGGCAUCAACGUUCGCCGUUUAGACAAUUCUCGCAGAUGGGGAGAGUUGGAGAGUGGACAGACCACAAUAGCAUUCACCCCAAUUCAUCAACAUGAGACCGAUGAAGUCACAGGUGAGGUCCAUACAUUUCAAUCCAAACGUGAACGAGGUCCAAUCGAGGUGUGCUUCGAUUACGCCGAUGUGGAUGCUGCUUACAAGAGGGCUUUGGAGAAUGGUGCAGAAGCAGUGAGUCCACCUGAACAAAAGGAAUGGAACCAGAAGGUUGGAUACGUUCGUGAUAUCGAUGGCAUGGUUGUUAGGCUUGGCAGCAAUGUCACUCCCCAGAAGCAUUAGAUAGAUGGCAUGUAUAGUGUUAGUUUAUGUAGCGGUACGGUAAACUGCAAGAAUUUACCACCUUGAGGAAAUAAAUGUCACUCACCCGAAACAUUAGAUAGAUGACACAUAUGAUGUUAGUUUAUGUAACGGUAUGGUAAACCGCAAAAAAUUUAUGUAAUAGCUAAAAAAUAACUAGAAAAUAAAUGUAUAUGUAUGCACUUCUUUUGUCCUUAAUCCUUAUAUAAUGGUAAUUAAUGGACUAAUGGUAG
Chenopodium quinoa (quinoa) is the source of this 769-nucleotide messenger RNA. RefSeq names its product 4-hydroxyphenylpyruvate dioxygenase-like. NCBI's taxonomy places the organism in Eukaryota, Viridiplantae, Streptophyta, Magnoliopsida, Caryophyllales, Amaranthaceae. Bases 96 to 518 code for a protein of 140 amino acids. The transcript is spliced from 3 exons. The record is from RefSeq and is a predicted model, not a curated record.